AUGUUCCACCACAAGAAAACCAUCGCCAACGGUGACCUUGUGCUCGUGUAUAUUGGCCGAGAUAACCUCAAACCGAUCUUCAUCAAAGAAGGAGAGGUUCUGCAAACCAGAUAUGGCGUUUUUCCUCAUGACAGUAUGAUAGGGAAACCUUUUGGUUCACAGAUCACUUCUACCAAAAAUGUUGGAUACAUCUAUCUAUUGCGGCCGACUCCCGAGCUUUGGACUGUCUCGCUUCCGCAUAGAACCCAAAUCGUUUACACGCCUGAUUCAAGUUAUAUAGUGCAGCGGAUGAAUGUCGUUGGAGGAAGCAGGGUGAUCGAAGCAGGUACUGGUUCUGGAUCUUUCACACAUGCUUUUAGCAGAACUGUUGGUCCACAAGGUCGAGUUUUUUCAUACGAAUUCCACGAACAAAGAUACGAGCAGGCCAAGCAAGAGUUUGAGAGCCACCAGCUGGAAAACACCACGCUCACUCACAGAGACGUUUGUAACGACGGGUUCAGUAUAGAUGCUCCUGUUGAUGCACAGAUGGUGUUCUUGGAUCUUCCAUCGCCGUGGGAAGCUAUAACUCAUCUUCCAGAAGUCAUUGCUAAAGACCAAACAGUCGAGAUUUGUUGUUUCAGUCCAUGUAUCGAGCAGGUUGUGAAAACAGUGGAAGCUCUUCAACAGUAUGGAUGGACUGGUAUAGAAUUAACAGAGGUGCAAGCUAAACAAUGGGAAGCUCGUAAGGAGAUGGUCCGCGAGCUAGAUGACGCAAUCGAGCGUUUGCGUGACGUGAAGAAAAGACAGAAGGAAGGUCUUGACCUCAAAAAGCUACCACCAAAGAGAGACGCUAAUGGUGAAGAAAAAGACCGUGGAUACAAUCCAUUUGGUAAAGGACGACGCAUUCAAGAGGGUGAGGAUGGAUUCAGCUGGCAAAAUGUCUCGAAAACUGGUCCGGAACUCAAGACCCACACGUCCUACCUGCUCUUUGCUCGUCAAACUCCGACCCUUGGUGCAAAGGUGUAG
Molecule: messenger RNA, 1005 nt
Organism: Ogataea philodendri
Lineage: Eukaryota; Fungi; Ascomycota; Pichiomycetes; Pichiales; Pichiaceae
Exons: 1
Coding region: 1-1005 (334 amino acids)
Biological process (GO): tRNA methylation
Cellular component (GO): tRNA (m1A) methyltransferase complex; nucleus
Source: RefSeq, a predicted model, not a curated record